Molecule: messenger RNA, 1896 nt
Organism: Ixodes scapularis (black-legged tick)
Lineage: Eukaryota; Metazoa; Arthropoda; Arachnida; Ixodida; Ixodidae
Gene: CycB3
Product: G2/mitotic-specific cyclin-B3
Exons: 8
Coding region: 272-1354 (360 amino acids)
Biological process (GO): regulation of cyclin-dependent protein serine/threonine kinase activity; mitotic cell cycle phase transition
Cellular component (GO): cyclin-dependent protein kinase holoenzyme complex; centrosome; cytoplasm
Molecular function (GO): cyclin-dependent protein serine/threonine kinase regulator activity
Source: RefSeq, a predicted model, not a curated record
GUCACACUGGGUUGAUUGGUGACGUAGAGAGGUUCCUCGCUGCGAUUGGUCCAGUCAGGAAGGAGCACAAAGGGCGGUGAAAUCCAGUGGAGACUUCAAAUUUGUGGUCGGUGCCGUCCCGCGUCGGUUGCACGGGUGCCAUAAAACAAUUCGCAUUAUAGCACUUGUCGGCGUCUCUGCCGCGUCCCUCAAACAGAGGUUCCUGAUUCCAACACAUCUCAAAGCCGACAUCAAACUUCGCAGCAUCGUGAGUUACAGACCACCACACCCGAUGACUACCAAAGCAACUAGACAAGGGGCGGACAAGAAUGGCAGCAAGCAAGGUGUUGCAGUGUGCCUCAAGCGGCCGGCCGAGCCCCAUGCAGACUCCAAGAUCCCGCUCAAGCGUGCCGUCCUCGGCGACAUCACCAACCCCGCCCCUGCGGUCGGCGAGCGGGGCAAGCCCUGCCGGCAUUCUCUGCGCUGUCGGAAGCCCGCCACCGUUAAACUGGAAGCCAGUCCCAAGGUGGAGCCAGAGGAGAAGACUGCGAUCCCCCAGCCCCCGCUUCCGGAGGGCGUGGCAGACUUCGACAUCGAGUCCAAGGACGACCCCUUUGCAGAGUCUACGUACGCCGCCGACAUCUUCCGGUAUUACAAGGAGCGGGAGGUGCGCUUCCGGACGGCCCCGUACCUGGAGCGCCAGCCCGAACUGUCGGCAGCCAUGCGCGCCAUCCUGGUGGACUGGAUGGUGGAGGUGCAGGAGAACUUUGAGCUGAACCACGAGACGCUGUACUUGGGGGUGAAGAUGGUGGACCGCUACCUGUCGCUGGCACCCACGCCCAAGACCCAGCUACAGCUGGUGGGGGCCACCGCCCUCUUCCUGGCCUGCAAGUUCGACGAGCGCUUGCCGCCCGCCGUCCAGGACUUCCUGUACAUCUGCGACGACGCCUACAGCCGCCAGGAGCUGCUCGCCAUGGAGAUCACCAUGCUGAAAGUGCUGGACUUUGAGCUGGGCCUGCCCGUCUCGUACCGGUUCCUGCGGCGCUACGCCCGCUGUGCCCACCUGGCCCUGGAGACGCUGACACUGGCACGCUUUGUUCUCGAGAGCUCCCUGCUCGACUAUGCCCUGGUGGAUCGACCGGAGUCCCUCCUGGCCGCAGCCGCCCUGCUCCAGGCGCUGCGCAUGAAGGGCAUGGCCUGGUCUGCGGCGCUGGAGCACUGGACCGGCUACGGCGAGUCUGAGCUGGAGGAGCUCCAGAAGCACCUGAACCAGCUGCUCACGACUCAGCAGACUGGCAACCUCGAGGCCAUCCGCUGCAAAUACUCGCACACGGUGUUCUUUCAAGUGGCCCUGACACCCCUGCUGCCACUUUGAGGGCUGCCACCAGCACCGCCGUCACUUUCCUCGACGGGCGCGCAAGACGGAAGACGAUGGUCACUCUCCGGUCCACGUUUUUGCCCCUCACAGGGAGAUUCUAAAGCGGGCCUCAUCGUAAAGGCUUUUAGCCACCUUUUAAGCAGUAAUAUCGAGUUAUUUGACAGGUGCGAGAGGCUUGAUCCCACGUUUCUGUGCAGAGUUCUUUGCUUCGUUGAAAUAAGCCAACGGUCGUAGUCGCGUAAAGCACGGAUGAAUUGUGUAAAAAAGAGCGAGGCCCGCUUUGGAAAGGAGCUGCUAGGGAUGAAAAUGUGGGAUAAAUGCGGGGGCCAAGAUGUGGCGUGACCUUCGUCUUCCUUCCUGGAUGGCUGUCGAGGUGCUCCACAACUCCGAUUUCCAGUGGCCAUCAUCCCGCAAUACAGAAGAGCCCCUGUACAUAGCCACCGGCCCCUCCUUUUUGGAAACCAUUUUAGACUUUUAGCCAGCCAUCCUUCGUGACACUCUCAUUGUGUAAAAAUACAGCUCGCUCUUUGUCCACUGUU